UGCUGUGGCAAACAGCUUGAUUUGAGCACGGCCACUCUCGAGGGCAUUGCUGUCCUGAACAUUCCCAGUAUGCACGGUGGCUCCAACCUCUGGGGGGAGUCCAGGAAACCAGAGGGGGGCUCGAACCAGGGGCCAACCCCAGAAGUCAUCAUGGACCCAGAGCUCCUCAAAACUGUUUCUCAAGACAUGAGCGACAGGCGCCUGGAGGUGGUGGGUCUGGGAGGGGCCAUAGAGAUGGGACAGAUCUACACUGGACUGAAGUCUGCAGGACAAAGACUGGCUCAGACUUCUCAGAUCACCAUCAGGACAAUCAAAGCACUGCCAAUGCAAAUUGAUGGAGAACCCUGGAUGCAACCUCCAUGUACUAUCUAUAUAACUCACAAGAACCAGGCAAACAUGCUGAUGGCUGCACCGACCAAACCUUCUGGCUUCUUCCACCUCAAAUAAAAGAAACUCAAAAUAGCACUCUUCUUUGGCUGCAAUAAAAAUGUAAAUGUUUGCUAAAGUUAACUUAACCGAUCUGUGUUACUAUGACGAUAUAUAUUAUAAUUAAGAGCAACUGUGACUUAAAGCUGGUGUACCUGAUUUUCAAGUGGAGAAAGUAGUAGGUAGUUUUAAAAGGCCUUACACUCUUUUCUAAUCUAUGUUAUAAUGUUAUUUCUGCAACAAAAACAGACCCAGAGUUGUGUUUUGUUUCAUUCACACAUGUUGAACAUAUAAACUCUGCAUAAUUAGGCUGCGUCCUUCUCUCAAACUGAAAACACUCCACCUUGUGAUGUCAUGUGGUAAUACAGGAAAAGCUACACUAUGUUUUUAAAACUCCUUCAUUAGAAUAAUUUGGAUGAUUUCAGCCCUGCAGUUGCCAUUCUCUACUGAACUAAAGGUAAAAGGAGAACUUGAAAACAAAUGUGUGAAUGAAACAAAACCCAACUCCAGGUAUGUUUUUGAUGAGGUAACAACAUUAUAACAUGGCUUAAAUCUCACAAGAGUCAAUUUUGUGUGAUCUAGGACCUUUAACUGAUACUCUAAUUCUGUAACACCUGUCAAUGAUGCCCAUCUGAACUCGGGGAGAUUCACCGGUGACCAGACUCACAUCUUCAUGAAGUAUUGGAGAGGUGAGUAUUCUGGAUCCCAGGCAAGCUUUUACUGUGUCAUAAAAACAGUACCAAGUCGAGUACCCCAGCUUUAAGACCAAAAAUGUGAUUUUCACAAUGAAUAUUCCUACAAUUUUGGUGCCAACAUUAUAGCAGUAAAAAUGUAAAGAGUAACAUCUAAAAAAAAUUUAGUUAAGCUGGUAGCUAAUGGAGGUUAUUUAAAUGCAAUCAAUUAAAGUUUUAUAGUAAGUGGAUGUCUUAAGUUUGUCUCAGCUUCGCUUUAAUCUCUUAUGUUUGUGCUUUGGUGGCUUUCAGUAGAUAUUAGGGUUGUCAAAAGUGUUGAAAAUCAGACUAAUCAAUACUAAAAUUAUUACGAAAAUCAGAUUGUAUUGUCUAAAGAAAGAUUAUUUUUAAUGAUUGUGUUAUCAGAAUCUGUAUUGAGUAUUGAAUCUAUUCCUUAGUAUUGAAAUUGAGUUUGAAAUGUUAGUAUUGUGACAACUCUAGUAGAUAUUUGGUUUAAAUGUCCCUAAAGGCCUAAACUAUAAUCAUAAAUGGAAAGUGUUUUGUGUUCUCCUCAAGAAUAUAGCUGUAGCUUUAUCUCGUCCCUCGUUUAAAGCUAGUCCCACCUUGUGAUGUCAUUACUUUCUGCACCGAAACUGCCUCCCAACAUUAAAGCACUUAGCAGCUAUUGUUUUUAGCUUUAUUUUAACUUGCUUCACUCCUCAGAACACAUCCAGCGACUGGCCCCUUGCUCCCUCUGUUGGCAAGUGCUUUCCCUAGACACACAUUAUUUUAAAGAUGCAUUAUGUAGCAUUUCUGGUAGUGGAUAUUUUAGUUUUGCCUAGAUAAAAUGUUACACGGUAUGGCAUUAAACUGUUCUGUUUCUAUGGAGCCAAGCAGGUCAUGCUACAGGUCAUGUCUGUGGAGAGGCGAGCCCACUUGCAAUUUGAAUACAUGUUUUUCAAAGCAUUUUCAAGGAAUAAAACACCUGCAGUUUAAUCAACUCCAGACAGAUAAGUUAAAUGCCAUACUGUGGAAUAUUCCAGUCAAUGCAAUAACAUAUCCAUGGAGACCAGAAGAUGAAUUACACAGUGCAUCUUUAAUAAUGUGAAACACUCGGCUAACGUGGCCAAAAGUAGUAUAUCAGUACUGUUAGUAUUAGUACUAGUAUAAUUACAUUUAGGGCCUCCAUCACUAUGUACCUCUUUGUAACUUCUGUCUUUUUUAUGUAUAUUUCCUCUAAAUGUUUUUUUUUUAAACUGUUACAAAGUCUUGAAUUUUCGGAUGGUGCCAGUCUGCAAAAUGCACAUUGUAUAAGCUAGUAAGAUUUAUAACAAUGGAAACAAUAGUGGAAAGUGAAUUAGUUGUGGAUCAGCUGAGAUUGAGAAAAGUGUUUUGUUAGUUCACUGUUCUGCUGUAUGUCUGUGAUGUGGUCUGAUUAUCCAAUAAAAUCAAGUUUGUCAUGUUUUAAAGAAGA
This is a messenger RNA of Boleophthalmus pectinirostris (great blue-spotted mudskipper), 2571 nucleotides long. Its product is annotated as diacylglycerol kinase alpha-like. The annotation marks the transcript as partial. Gene Ontology annotation, biological process: intracellular signal transduction; diacylglycerol metabolic process; lipid phosphorylation. The transcript has 4 exons. The record is from RefSeq and is a predicted model, not a curated record. Gene Ontology annotation, cellular component: plasma membrane. Gene Ontology annotation, molecular function: ATP-dependent diacylglycerol kinase activity. Lineage: Eukaryota; Metazoa; Chordata; Actinopteri; Gobiiformes; Gobiidae.